This is a messenger RNA of Aspergillus heteromorphus CBS 117.55, 1706 nucleotides long. RefSeq names its product PP2C family serine/threonine-protein phosphatase. Gene Ontology annotation, molecular function: protein serine/threonine phosphatase activity. The record is from RefSeq and is a predicted model, not a curated record. The transcript has 2 exons. NCBI's taxonomy places the organism in Eukaryota, Fungi, Ascomycota, Eurotiomycetes, Eurotiales, Aspergillaceae. The coding region runs from base 89 to 1357 and encodes 422 amino acids. Gene Ontology annotation, biological process: protein dephosphorylation.
UCGCCAUCACCACAAUCACUACAACCAGGAUCGAGUGAAUCACAGCGAGAAUAAACAUCCCGCACCAGGAUCCAUCAACAGCGACAACAUGUCUUUCAAUACCGGUUCCGACAGUCCAAGCCUGGACUGGAAGUUCAAGUGCAUGUCCGUCCUCGACGUCAAGCAGGCCACCGACAAGAUCAAGACGAAUGAAGCCAGCUACAAGUUGCAAACGGGGGAAAUCGGUGCCGUGUCGCGUAUCGACACCAACCAGGUCCCCAGCAACGACCCCAUCGAGGAUUACAUGGCCUCGGGCAAGAUCGACCUGGGCGAACACGGCGUGUGGCACGCUUGGGCAGUAUACGACGGACACGGAGGCCAACACACAGCCAUCGUCCUUGCCCACGCCCUCAUCCCCUACGUCGAACGGUCCCUGAAAGCGCACUUCUCCUCCUCCUCCCCCCCCGACUCCACCAUCGAAAACGCCCUCAUCUCCGCAUUCACCACCCUCGCCGACGAGAUCUCCGAAGACGGCCUCACGGCGCUCUACAGCGCCAAAAGCCACGCUGAAGUCCAGGCCCGCCUUGCAGCCAACUACGCCGGCUCCUGCGCGCUUCUAGCCCUCUACAACCCCAGCGAAUCCAUGCUCUACGUCGCCAACACCGGCGACUCGCGCGCCGUUCUCGGAACACCAGGGGAGUCAGGCUUCGAGACCGUCCCCCUCUCUCUCGACCACACCGCCGCCAGCGAGUCGGAGGUCGCACGCGUCAACGCCCUGCACCCCGACCAGGACAACCUGAUCACCAAGCGCGACGGCGACUGCGCACGCUACGCCGGCAUCGCCGUCACCCGUGCCUUUGGCGACGCGCGCUGGAACUGGCCCAAGGAGGCGAUGAUCAAAUGGGAAAAACAGUUCUCGGGCAAACCUGCCCCUGGUGUCGUCACCAACCCGCCCUAUCUGGUCGCGACGCCGGAGGUCAAGAGCCACAAACUUACGGGGGGAGAGUUCCUCGUUCUCGCGUCGGAUGGACUGUGGAAUCAUCUUUCCAGCGAGGGCGCCGUCGAGGCUGUCAGCAAGUGGAUUGGCGCCACGAAGGAAGGUACCCUCGCUGAGAUUGGUAGCGGCACGGCAGUCGCAUUUGGGGGUGGUAAGGUCUCUGCUGAUCACGCUGAGGGGAUUUCUUUCUGGGAGUACUGGAAAGUCAAGCCGGAGUGGUUUGUCUAUGAGGAUGAUAAUGCGGCGACGCAUCUCGUGAAGAAUGCUUUUGGGGGCCUGCAGAGACAGCUCUUUACAGGGGUGUUGACGGUUGAUACGCCUGUUAGUAAGACGAUGAGGGAUGAUGUUACGGUUCAGGUGGUGUUUUUUGAUGGUGCUUAGGUUGGGGUGUCUUGUUUCUGUUUUUGGUUUUUGAUUUGGGUUUGUGCGAGCCUGUUUCUCUGUUGGGGUUUGUAUCCUUGUUGGAUGUGGACUUACUUUCUUAUCCCUUGAUUUGUCGCUCUUUUUGAUCCUGGCAGGGGAUAUACAUUUUUCUGAUCUUGGCUCGUGGGGUGGUCUUUCUUCGUGGAUAGAUGGACGCCGAGAUGGUCGGUAUCCAUUGCCUGUCUACCAUGCUGUGGGGUUCGAAAGCCUUGCGCAGUUACCUACCUAUACUACCACACUCGAAUGAACAUAUACACAGUCCCGCCCUUGUGCAUUGCGAUGCAUGGGAUGGAUGAUCCAAUUUACC